Messenger RNA from Oryza sativa Japonica Group (Japanese rice), 1456 nucleotides. RefSeq names its product U2 small nuclear ribonucleoprotein A'. NCBI's taxonomy places the organism in Eukaryota, Viridiplantae, Streptophyta, Magnoliopsida, Poales, Poaceae. The record is from RefSeq and is a predicted model, not a curated record. Gene Ontology annotation, molecular function: protein binding.
ACCGCCACAAAAGCCCUACCCUUGAACCCUCUCCCACCCCGCCUCCACAUCUCCUUUGCCGCCGCUGCCGCCGCCUCGCCAUCCCGAGCGAGCAUGCGGCCGCCCUCCUCCACCUCCUCCCCUCGCCGCCUUCCCGUUUGCUAGGGCUCCGGCCGCCUUGCCGUUCCUUCCCCUCCUCGUCAUCACUAGGGUUUCGACCUCGCGCCGCGGGGGAGUUUGUAGCCCGACUGACCCGAAGCUGUUGCCGCCGCCCGCCCUCCCGGCCGCGCCAUGGUGAGGCUCACCGCCGACCUGAUAUGGAAGAGCCCGCACUUCUUCAACGCCGUCAAGGACCGCGAGCUCGACAUCCGAGGUAACAAGAUCCCCAUCAUCGAGAAUCUGGGCGCCACCGAGGACCAAUUUGACACAAUUGACUUGUCAGACAAUGAGAUUGUCAAGCUUGAGAACUUCCCGUACUUGAAUCGUCUUGGCACUCUGUUAGUUAACAAUAACAGAAUCACACGUAUCAAUCCCAAUCUUGGUGAGUUCUUGCCAAAGUUACAUACAUUGGUGCUUACAAACAAUCGUCUUACAAAUCUUGCGGAGAUCGAUCCCCUGGCAUCUCUUCCAAAGCUUCAGUUUCUUAGCUUACUUGAUAAUACUGUAACCAAGCAGCCAGACUACCGGUUGUAUGUGAUCCAUAAAUUGAAGCAUUUGCGGUUGCUGGAUUUCAAGAAAGUGAAACAACAGGAGAGAAUUGCAGCAGCACAGAAGUUUCACUCAAAGGAGGCAGAGGAAGAGGCAAAGAAGGUGCCAGCCAAAACUUUUACUCCUGGACAGGUGGUGGAUGCUCAAGAUACCACAAUGGAGGAGCAGGGUCCAAAAGUAGUUGCUCCAACACCUGAGCAAAUCACAGCUAUCAAGGCUGCCAUUGUGAAUUCUCAGACACUUGAGGAGGUUGCAAGGCUUGAAAAGGCACUGAGCACUGGCCAAAUUCCUGCUGAAUUUGCAAUCCCCAAGCCAGAUGCUAAUAUGGCUGAUGCUUCAGAGGAAACUGAAAAGAUGGAGACAGAUGGUCAGAACCAAGAAAAUGGGGCGGAUGAGAAGAAGCAAAAUGAAGAAAGCACCCCAAUUGAAGAGGAUUGAAGGCAUAUGCACACACUGAUAUAAUCUGGCACCAAGUUGGUGUUAGAUUUCCGUUUUAUUUGUGGGGGCAAAGCCACAUUGCGAUGCCUGAUCUCGUUGAAUGCUCUCGCUGGUCUCUAGCAUAGUACCGGUAUUUCUGUAUCUUGUGAAUGCUAACAUUUUUCAGAAGAUGGAAAAACUAUUUGCUGUGUUUAGGAAACAAGCUUGGGGUAUUUUAUACCUUCCAGUACCGCUAGAUUUCUUGAUGUUGUAGACUGUAGACGCUGUUUCAUGUGGGGCAUGCGAGAUGUUCACUCUUAUUUUCUGGAAAUUUCCCCCUUAUUGCUCUCUA